Messenger RNA from Macroventuria anomochaeta, 497 nucleotides. RefSeq lists its product as uncharacterized. Lineage: Eukaryota; Fungi; Ascomycota; Dothideomycetes; Pleosporales; Didymellaceae. The record is from RefSeq and is a predicted model, not a curated record. The transcript has a single exon. The coding region runs from base 46 to 300 and encodes 84 amino acids.
CAGGCACUGUGGCCAAAUUUCCUAGCCACAAGGGUUGUUAUUAUCAUGUUCAAUUCCUUGAUCACGACCUCACCAUGGAGUCAACGAUCGCGUUCAAAAUGCAAAAGCCUCCACUCGGAUACCCCUAUCGUUCGGACACAUGACCCAGAGAAGAACAGCAAGACCUCUCUUUGCCGUCUCGAUGGGUGGCAAUCCGGAGCCCUUGGAUUUGCCCUCUGCGCAACAGUGGUUUUCGUUAUCAAUCUCAUCCUCACCAUCUGGAGCUGGGUAAUUCGACCUACAAACAAAGGUCUUCCGUAACGGUCUGAUGAGAGGAGGAGGACUGCGCUGAAUUGGCUAUCUAGGGUGGGCUGAGCUACGUAUAUAGACAGCCGUACAUGAGUUAUCCCAACUUCUACUAGAGUGGCUCCGGUUAAGGCCGUAGGCCAUUACAUCUUCUGUACCAGGGAGACUGUGACUACGCAAAGAGGCUGAAUACUGGCAUGCAUAUACUGAUC